Colletotrichum spaethianum is the source of this 720-nucleotide messenger RNA. RefSeq names its product isonitrile hydratase. The record is from RefSeq and is a predicted model, not a curated record. Bases 1 to 720 code for a protein of 239 amino acids. The transcript has a single exon. NCBI's taxonomy places the organism in Eukaryota, Fungi, Ascomycota, Sordariomycetes, Glomerellales, Glomerellaceae.
AUGUCUACUAUUCGCAUUGCUUCUCUGGCCUACCAGUACCAAACGAUCGAUGUCUUCGGACCGUUUGACGUCCUCAGCUCUGGUAGCAAGCUCGUAACUCAGCUCCUGAAGGAAUACCGCCCUGUGAGCGAUGAGCUUACUGCUGCGGCACCAGAGGUCGAAUUUCACCAUAUCGGGGUUACUUUGGACCCCGUGGAGCUGACCGCUGGUGUCUCCAUUGUUCCAACGGCAACUGUCGACAACCCGCCGGAAGUUGACAUCCUCCUCCUUGGCGGCCCUAACCCAGCAACUUUCACGCUGCACCCUAAGUUUGUGGAUUAUAUUCGUCAGCAUGUUGCUGCCGGCAAGCUUCUCUUCACCAACUGCACUGGGUCUUUCGUGGCCGCUUUAACUGGGGUUCUGGACGGCCGAAAUGUAACAAUCAACAAUGCGGAACUUGAAUGGAUCAAGAAGCGCUUUCCGAAGGUCAACUGGACUGUCGAGAACAAGUGGGUUGUAGACGGAAACAUAUGGACAGCUGCAGGAGCCGUUGCAGGCAUGGAUAUGACGGCUCACUGGCUCAAGGAGAACUUUGGAGAGGAGGUUCUCACGUUGGCAACCAUGGGUCUGGACUUUGAGCCCAGAGAUGUCAAGGGCGUGCUCAACGUCAUUCCCAAGAGAUACGACUCUGCGGGAAACCAGAUCACAACACACGUCUUUCCGUACUAUGACUCCUACUGA